Penicillium egyptiacum is the source of this 1809-nucleotide messenger RNA. Lineage: Eukaryota; Fungi; Ascomycota; Eurotiomycetes; Eurotiales; Aspergillaceae. The record is from the annotation of a GenBank genome assembly.
AUGUCUGACUCUGAAACGCUGGACGUUGUGGCAGGAUACCCGUCUGUUAUUGACCCAGCACUUCGAACUGAACAGUUGCUGCCAGCGGGGUACUUGGGUCCGACGAGCUUCAUCGCGGGGCUUGAGGAGAAUGUCGAUCUUUUUGUUCGCGGUGAACAGUUCAACCCAGAUGGAAGCGAGAAUUCUGCCAUACCUCCAUCUCCCGGGUUAGUCAAGAGGACGGCAGAGGUUCUUCGCUGCCUGCAAGACUUCUCAGCUAUCAAGAACUUGGUCCAGAAAUACUAUAGCGUCUCCCAAACCGCCGUCAUCCCAUCAUCAUUGAUCCUUAACGCACUGGAUGAGCUUCAGGUCACUGUUAACGCAAGCUUGUUUGGAUCAGCGUCCGAUGACCAACUGGUUACAUUCAGUACAUUCGUAAUACGCAAUACUAGUAAGGCUUUGAAGAUCCCACGGAACAGCGACGGGACUGUUUUUCACAAAUCUUUCACUGGGCCUUUCCUUCGCUUGGAGAUCAUUGGAGUUGUAUGCGCUCUAGCAGGCCGGGCCAGCUACUUCGGGCUAGCCGACAGUAUGGUUUGCAAUACCGAGUCACGAACCCAAUUCUCUCACAAAAUGUUGGUUGCAUGUGAUCUCACUAUCCAGAUAUGCAAGAGCAUAACGGGCUUGAAUGACCUUUCUCUCUGGCUUGUCCACGAAGACCUCCUCUUGUUAAAGCUGCUUCGGGGUGAUUCCAGUUCGGUGACAUGGAACCGCCUAGGUGAACUUGCCACCGAUAUAUUUGAAUUUGGUGCCCACAGGGACACCCCUAGCUUAUUACCGCUUUUCAUUGUCGAAUCCCGGCGGAGGCUUUUCGCAGCUUCCUAUCAGCUCGAUAAAAGCAUUGCUACUUUCCUUGGACGACCACCUCGCAUUUCAUGGAGGCAUUCUGAUUGCCGUCUUCCUCUCGAUAUUAGUGAUGAGACUUUAGCUGGGCACCCAAACAAACUAGACGCUGCCCGACUCUCUUUAGAUGCUAAUGGAUGGAACACAAGAGAGGUCUACCAGCGAUCAUCUUGGAUACGGCUACGAUUUAUUAUCAGUACAUUCCGAGAAGAGAUAUUGGAGCUGUCCCUUCAAAAGCCAAGUCCGAAUAGAACGGAACAACUGCGGGAAGUCUCCAGUCGCUGUCACCAGGCUUGGAGUUUGUUGCCCAAACAUCUUCAAUAUACGUCUAGUUGCUGGGAGUCCGACCUUCCCAUAGGAGUGAAGUUGAUAUCGAUCAUUUCAUAUCUCGCCUAUCUUUACAAUGAGUUCUCGGUCCAGAGCCUAUUAUACCAGGAUUCUAAAAACACAAAUGCUGCGCUACUGGAUGUCAGCUCUGAAAUUCUCUCGACUGUGUUGACCCUAGGGCGACAGUGGGAGCGAUCUGUUGAUAUCAAGAGCGACUUUACUUGGAUCGUCCUUGUCUAUGGGUUUUCAUGCGCCGGCGUUUUGAUCCGAGCAAUGCAGGAGCAAGCUCGAACGGGCCAGCCAUUGUUGUCUUCUGGGUCUCGAUCCUCCCUCAUUCGCAACUUAAGCGUCUUUAUCUCUCACCUGGAGUCCAUGGCCGGUCCGGAACAGGCGACAUCUCCACUAUUCGUCCGUGCCACGUCGGUUUUCUCUAGUAUUAUCGAUGAAAUAUUGGAGCCGAGACCAGAAGUUCCCUUCAACGGUACUAAUCUCGAUACGAUAUUGGAUUCUGAUAAUGACCCCUUCUUUUUCGAUCUCCAGGGGAUGGACUUGUUUGAAAAUCAGGAUUUUCAUGUUGCCUUUCAUGAUAUGCUUUACUAA